Molecule: messenger RNA, 2537 nt
Organism: Penaeus monodon (black tiger shrimp)
Lineage: Eukaryota; Metazoa; Arthropoda; Malacostraca; Decapoda; Penaeidae
Biological process (GO): G protein-coupled receptor signaling pathway
Cellular component (GO): membrane
Molecular function (GO): G protein-coupled receptor activity
Source: RefSeq, a predicted model, not a curated record
AUGCUAACAGCUUCCCAAGACCCACAGGAUAACGCUGGGGAAAGUGCUGGUGAUAAUAAUAGCUACGUGGCUCUACAGCAGCAUAUUCUCAAGCAUUCCACUACUUGCUUCGACUACCUGUCUCACGCCACAAGGACGCGCGUCUAUAUCUUCUCCUUCUUCAUCGCCGCGUGGCUUCUUCCCCUCAACAUCAUCUUCUUCAGUUACGUCUCCAUCGUGGUCACGGUGUCGAAGCAGGAGCGGCAGAACUACACCUGCCAGGGGAACGUAGGGAGUUCUUCCUUUAAGAACUUCAAGCACCAGAGCGUGAAGCGGAAGAAGAGUGUCGAGCUCAAGCUCGCCAAAGUGGCCUCAGGCAUCAUCGCGCUGUGGGUGCUGGCAUGGACGCCUUACGCGGUGGUGGCACUACUGGGCAUCUUCAACCAACGGCGCCUCAUCACGCCCUUCGGCUCUAUGGUGCCGGCGAUGAUAUGCAAGGCGGCUGCGUGCAUAGACCCCUAUGUUUACGCUCUGUCCCAUCCGCGCUUCAAGCUGUGGGACUUGACGGACCAAUCGUGCAGCAGUUCCCUGGGCCCUCUCAUCCACCGACAGACUUCCUUCUCCAGUCAUCCGGCCAUUCAGUCCACCGACGCUAGCCUGAGCCUGCACUCCACCCUCUCGCCGGGCAGCACGAGCCUAGCCGGCGAAACGUACCCGAAACGCAGCUUCUCAUCCAACAGCUUCCGAAAGAUGCCUCGUUCCUUCACUCUCUCUCACGAGUCCGAGGUGGGCGCGAGGAGAAGUACCGGGAACUGUGACAGGAGGCGCCUUCAGACCACGGUUCUCGUCGAGUUCCCGGACGGGAAGCUGCCCUUCGACACCAGCCACUUUAUCGAGAGUACGAUGAAGAACAAGAUGAGCUUAACCGGGCAUCCCCGUAAACCUCCCAAUGGUUUUAGAUUCUCACCGAGUGAAGUAGACUAUAAUAUGGGCAGAGAGCAACAUAUUGGCCUUAUCAUGUCGCCCUCGGCCAAAGGAUACUCGAAAACCAAAAGCCUCCAGCAUAAAAAGAAACGGCAUGAAGCAGCCAAGCCUCUUAUGAAAUCAGGCGUCUCCAACGUGUCUCUGCCUUCGUCUGCCCUCGUCCAAGGCCAUCACGUCUCAAUGGCCAAGCCGAGGGAGCUACAUCCUUCAAGAACCUUCCCCAACAUUUUUCUCCCCUCGGAGGAGCUCGAGAGCUUCUUCCCGCUCUCGACGUCCUUCUCCGUCACGAUCGAGUCGGCUAAGGAUUCGAACUUAUCCUCGUCGCUCAUCCUCAACCGGCGCCUCUCCUGUCUGACCAAAGAAGGCUUGAACCGCUCCGUCGCCUCAAGCCUUGACCUCUCCCUUCCCUGUGCGCUGUACGUGAAGGAUUGCCGCUUAAGGAGCAAAAGCCUGCCCAACAUCACCGAUGAAGCCAAAGAAGAAAACAGCUCAGAGGAAAAUCAGUACGAGCGCCUGUCUUCUUUCUUCCUGAUCUCAAAGCGAGAAUCUCAGCUGGUGACGCCUCAGCCCAAAGGGGGUCUCUGAGUGCCGACAGCACGACGGCCUAAGAGUGAAGUGUAGAAAAUUUAACUUUUCACAACGUCUGUGUUUGCAUUUAAGUGUGUCAUCUAGUUUACUACUGGAGAUAAAGCUUUAGUAUAUUUUUUUGUACUUAUUUUUAAGCAUUUGUAUCACAAAAUGUAUGAAUCUAUUUUAAAAGAAAUACAAUUGAAUAUAAUAUUGUUAUAUAAGUAUUUAGCUAUUAGAUUACUAUUUUUAGCAAAUAAAUCGAAGUAAUCUUACAAAUUAUAUUGUACAUAUAGAUGAUAAUGUACAAGACUUGUGGCAUGGUAAUGAAUCAUAAGCCUGUUAUUUUCUUCGAAAUUUAUUGAGAGUUCACAAACAUAGUUUAUAAAUAACUUAUAUUAAGAAGAAACAACCGCAUUGAUUGGUCUAUGUCGUGUAGUCAUCGAUGUUAACACUAGUCACUUGUAGAGAAGAGAACUCCAGGCAAAGUAGAAUGAUUUGUCAACCCAGAAAUUAAAAACCGAGAACCCAGUGUCGAAGUGACCUUGCUGGAGAUCUCAGGCUACUUUGUACGGAAAUCUUGUGCUUGUAUUGUACAUUAAGCUCUGCAUGAAUGUUUUGGACGAGAAGGGGAUGUGACCUUAUUUGUUAGGAGAAAGGCACCGCGAUGUGAAUUUCUUUUAGGAUUGAAGGUACGGGUGGAAUGUCUGAGGCGAGAAUUUUAACAGACUUUUCGCUUCUGCAUUAAUUUAACAGUAUUGGAAGUGUCAUUUUUCGGUGAGUAGAAUGAAUGACAUGGAUUUGAUAAUGAUGGUGUGGAAUUAACCUCUUUAAUGACGUGAAAGUUUCGACUCGCCGGCUAAAGGGGGUGAUUCUUGAAGUGCAUGUGAAUUUGAGCUUAAGGAGAGGAUAAUAAUGAGCCGAAAUUACUAUAUCUGUAAGUGAUACAGACACAUAUAUACAUAAACAAACAGACACACUCAUUAACAUAUAAAUAAGCAAAAUAA